CUUUCUUUCUCCUCUCUCUCUCUCUCACAGUUUCAGAAAUAGUUACAGUAGAUAGAUCAAUGAUUAGGAUUUAAUCAAGAAGACAAGCUUUAUAUUAGAGUUUAGGUUUGGGAUAUGACUCAUGCUCGAGAAUGGAGAAGAUCCACUCUAUUAAUGUUUAUCUUCCUUUCUUCACUACUCUAUCUCAUUUCCGUAAAUUCCCGGACAGCGGCAAUUCGGGUAUGUCCAGAAACGCUGGCGACGACUACCUCUCCUGCUCCGGCUAAUGACCAAGAAGUUCCAGUGAAGAAAUACUUCAGCUCCGGGAAAUUUGCUCCGGUGGAUUCUUCAUUCGGAAAAGUAUUUAGUGACAGUAAAAGAACGGUACCAAGUGGUCCAGAUCCUCUCCAUAACUAGUAGAAGCAGUUUCUUGAUGUUUUCAUUUAUAUUUUAUUUUAUUUUCUUGUUCUUCUUAUGUAAUCGAUCAAUCCACAGGUGUAUUUUACCCAAAAUACUCACGUUUUCCUCUUUUAUGAAAGGGAAAAACGAAGGUAUUUUGGUGGUUUAAAUCGCUGAUCUAUAUAUAAACAUUUCA
Messenger RNA from Brassica oleracea var. oleracea, 574 nucleotides. RefSeq names its product CLAVATA3/ESR (CLE)-related protein 27. Bases 115 to 396 code for a protein of 93 amino acids. The transcript has a single exon. NCBI's taxonomy places the organism in Eukaryota, Viridiplantae, Streptophyta, Magnoliopsida, Brassicales, Brassicaceae. The record is from RefSeq and is a predicted model, not a curated record.